AUGGCAGUGUGUCAUUUCGUGAGCUCCCAAGCGUCGCGAGAGCAGAAAACGCAGCCACGUGCUUUUCGUCUAAUAAGAAGAAGAAGAAUCUAUUUCCUUAGUAAUAAAAAGAAGGAGUGCUGUUCAGUAUUAAGGCCAGAUAGAAAAGAAGAAGAAAGAAUACGUAACCAAGUGUCUUUUGUCAUUCGAGUACCAGUUGUGUGUGUUUUUUCGUUCAGAUUGUAA
Peronospora belbahrii is the source of this 225-nucleotide messenger RNA. The record is from the annotation of a GenBank genome assembly. Lineage: Eukaryota; Oomycota; Peronosporomycetes; Peronosporales; Peronosporaceae.